This is a messenger RNA of Centruroides sculpturatus (bark scorpion), 339 nucleotides long. RefSeq names its product putative inositol monophosphatase 3. The record is from RefSeq and is a predicted model, not a curated record. Gene Ontology annotation, molecular function: 3'-nucleotidase activity. Gene Ontology annotation, cellular component: endomembrane system. Bases 1 to 339 code for a protein of 112 amino acids. The transcript has 2 exons. NCBI's taxonomy places the organism in Eukaryota, Metazoa, Arthropoda, Arachnida, Scorpiones, Buthidae.
AUGGGGGGAGAUCAAGUGCGUAAAGUAAAGCAGAAGCAUCAGUUAAGACAAUGGAGUAAAGGGAAAACAAAAGAGGGGAUCAAUGAUCCUUUAACCGAAGGAGACAUUAAAUCUCAUGAAACUAUGGUCUAUGGAUUUAAAAAGGUCUUCCCUGAUGUUAAGGUAAUUUCUGAAGAACAUGACAAUAGAAAAGUGAACUUAGAAGAUAUAGAAACUCCGAAGCAUUUCCUUUUGAAACAGUUUGUGGACGACGACGUAUUUGUAAAUGUCGAAGAUAUUACAGUAUGGGUGGAUCCUUUAGAUGCAACCAAAGAAUAUACUGGUUUAAUUUUAAUAUGA